Molecule: messenger RNA, 1444 nt
Organism: Hemicordylus capensis (graceful crag lizard)
Lineage: Eukaryota; Metazoa; Chordata; Lepidosauria; Squamata; Cordylidae
Gene: YIF1B
Product: Yip1 interacting factor homolog B, membrane trafficking protein
Exons: 8
Coding region: 119-1078 (319 amino acids)
Biological process (GO): endoplasmic reticulum to Golgi vesicle-mediated transport
Cellular component (GO): COPII-coated ER to Golgi transport vesicle; Golgi membrane; endoplasmic reticulum membrane
Source: RefSeq, a predicted model, not a curated record
GUGCCCGCCCUCUGCUUUGAGAUCCGGCGCGCUGAUUGGCCGGGCUCUGCUGGGGGCGCGCUAAUUGGUUCGUGGGCGAGGCAGGCGCGUCUGGUCUCUCUUGCUCGGAGGAUCCGCGAUGAGCGGGGCUGCCCUGGACGGCGCCGGCGCCCCUGCGGGGGGAGCCGGAGGGGGACGCCGCGCGGCUGCCAAGCGCCGCCUGCCCGCCCCCGCCUGCCCGCGCCUGGCAGACCCCCACCAGCUCUUCGACGACACCAGCUCUGGAGCCGCGGCGCCUCCCGCGGGCCGGGCCGCCGCCUCCUCCUCUUCCCCCGCCGGCGGGGCCGCCUACUCCGAGCAGGCCUCCUUCCUCUCCGAGCCCGUCUCCAGCUUCGCCGCGGCCUACGGCAGCAGCUUAGCCACCCAUGGCAAGGAGAUCGUCGACCGGCACAUUGACCGCUUCAUUCCCGUGACCAAGCUGAAGUACUACUUUGCGGUGGACACGGUCUACGUGGGCAGGAAGCUGGGGCUGCUCCUGUUCCCCUUCCUGCACCAGGACUGGCAGGUGCAGUACCAGCAGGACACGCCCGUGGCUCCCCGCUUCGAUGUCAACGCGCCUGACCUCUACAUUCCAGUCAUGGCAUUCAUCACCUACAUCUUGGUGGCCGGGCUGGCGCUGGGAACGCAGAAUAGAUUCUCCCCAGACCUCCUGGGCUUGCAGGCAAGCUCCGCCUUGGCCUGGCUCAUUGUCGAGGUGCUGGCCAUUCUCCUGAGCCUCUACCUUGUGACUGUCAACGCAGACUUGUCCACAAUCGACGUGGUUGCCUUUUCAGGCUACAAAUAUGUCGGGAUGAUUGUGGGCCUUCUGGCCGGACUGCUCUUUGGGAAGAUGGGCUACUACCUGCUGCUGAGCUGGUGCUGCCUCGCGAUCUUCGUCUUCACGAUUCGGACCUUGCGCCUGAAGAUCCUGUCCGAGGCAGCGGCGGAGGGCGUCUUGGUGCGGGGGGCCAAGAACCAGCUGCGCAUGUACCUGACCAUGGCUGUGGCUGGGCUGCAGCCACUCAUCAUGUACUGGCUCACCUUCCACCUUGUCCGCUGAGCUGGCGCCUCCUCCGGCAGGCGCUGCAGAAACACACUGGAGAUCGAGGCACCUGGGACUCCCUUGAUGGCCGUCUUUGUGGGGAAGGGUCUUGGGCAGCAGGCAGUGGCAACCCUAACCCUAACCCCACCCAGCCCUACUCGCAAUCAGCAGCCUGGCUCUCGGCUCUGCUGCUGCUGCUGCACCCUCCCCCCCCCCGCCCCUGCAUGGAGGCUGCAGGCCCUGGGCUUGCCUGCUGCUUGGCUAGAAGCUCAGUAUUAUUGGGAGGGGCACGUUAUGGGGGCGGGACGAAGGGGGCUCAUCCUGAGGGGCUUGCUGCUUUGUGUCUAGUCUUACAACAAGCACAUUAAAAGGGUGGAGCCUGCA